AUGGUCUCGCAAUUUUCUCUCCAACGAAUCUCGCAAAUCCCAGCGGCGAAUCGCCAUCCUCCUUUUUCUUCUGCGGCGAGGGAUUCGCCUUGGGAAAGCGCGAUUGAUUCGCAGUCGACCUCGGAGUUCGGUCGGCAACAUCGGUACGACACCGACGUUCGGAAGGAGACGUGUGGUCAAACUUUGAAGUUAGAACGGACACGCGCGUGCCGAAAUUCGGCUUUAGACAGGUCGAUUGCGUCAGAAAUCAGGCUUCGGAAAGGUCAUCCGCGUCCGAAUUCCGCCUUCGUACAGGUAGCUCGCGUUCGAAAUCCGGCUUCGGACAAUCGUCGUUGA
This is a messenger RNA of Linum trigynum, 336 nucleotides long. NCBI's taxonomy places the organism in Eukaryota, Viridiplantae, Streptophyta, Magnoliopsida, Malpighiales, Linaceae. The record is from the annotation of a GenBank genome assembly.